AUGAACGACAGCAUCCUAGCAGCAUUCAGGUGUGCCGUGAAUUUCAUAUAUAAGACGCCUAAGCGUGGCCUCAUAACCGACACCUUCAUGGGUGUGAAGAAGGCAAGGAGAGGGGGCAAGAGAGACAAGUCUCCUUCACCGCCAGUAGCAGAACCUGAGCCCCCACAACUGAGUGAAAGAGAAAAAGAUCUACAAGAACUGAAGAAGUUUGAUCUGGACUGCAAAUUCGGACCAUGCACAGGGAUCAGUCGACUGCAGAGAUGGGAGAGGGCAGCACUGCAUGGGCUGAAUCCCCCGCAGGAGAUUAAAGACAUUUUACUGAAGGAGAGCACUGACCCAGAGUACACACAGAGUCUCUGGUGUGACUAUCCCCUCUGAAAAACUGAUGGAGAAAAGACAGAAAGAUGAGAAAUGAAGAAAUACUUUUGUAGUGUUUG
Molecule: messenger RNA, 437 nt
Organism: Sinocyclocheilus anshuiensis
Lineage: Eukaryota; Metazoa; Chordata; Actinopteri; Cypriniformes; Cyprinidae
Product: DNA polymerase delta subunit 4-like
Exons: 5
Coding region: 1-378 (125 amino acids)
Biological process (GO): DNA-templated DNA replication; DNA synthesis involved in DNA repair
Cellular component (GO): delta DNA polymerase complex
Molecular function (GO): DNA-directed DNA polymerase activity
Source: RefSeq, a predicted model, not a curated record